Messenger RNA from Clarias gariepinus (North African catfish), 1640 nucleotides. RefSeq names its product CKLF-like MARVEL transmembrane domain containing 8b (gene cmtm8b). Gene Ontology annotation, molecular function: structural constituent of myelin sheath. Gene Ontology annotation, biological process: myelination. The transcript is spliced from 4 exons. Gene Ontology annotation, cellular component: membrane. The coding region runs from base 1 to 534 and encodes 177 amino acids. The record is from RefSeq and is a predicted model, not a curated record. NCBI's taxonomy places the organism in Eukaryota, Metazoa, Chordata, Actinopteri, Siluriformes, Clariidae.
AUGGAAGAAGACCCUGAGUCCAGAGCAGUGAGCAGAGUUAACAGGAGCAGUAGAAGUCCCACACUGGAGGAUCUGGGCCUCUCACACUCUGCUCUAGCUUUUGACAGCAAAUUUGUGUGCUCUCCUCCAGGAAUGCUUAUGCUUGGGGAAAUAGUUUGUGGACUGCUUGUGUGGACUCUAAUAGGUGGCACUGACUAUUUGCUGGUGCCAGCCCUGGGCUGGGUGAUGUUUGUGUCAGUGAUUUGCUGGGUGCUGACUGUCUGCCUUCUUCUACUGCACCUGACCAAUGCUCUCACAAAGAUCCCCCAUGUCCCAUGGUCAACUCUGGGCCUGUGCUUCAAUAGCAGUGCCACUUUUCUAUACAUGACAGCAGCAGUGAUUAAUGCUACAUCUGUGCCACAUGCCAUUAAGGGGCGCUAUUACUACCACAGCUGGGUUGCUUCCACGGUAAUCGCCUUCUUAGUUGCGCUUUGUUAUGCAGCAAAUUCAUAUGUGAGCUACAAAUCCUGGAGAUCAAAAAGUGAUGAUGCCUAAACAAACUGACUGGAAUCAGGAAUUACUUACAAAAUAAUCUUCCACUGGAUGGCUUUCUAUUGGCUUUUGUAAUCAUCAUGCAGUAGCUCAUCAAUAUUAAAUUAGUUUCUUUGAGAAAUGAGGAAUGUUAGGGUAUAUUAUAUUCAUCGACAAGGACUUAAAAAACAAGAUGCUUUUGUCUCAUGUACUUUUGGAUUAUUCUUCAUUUUGUUCAUUUUCUUUAUUAAUUUUGACACUAUGCUAUUUGUGUCCUAAGAAGGGGAUAUGUGCUAUAGAAGUUUCUUAAUGAAAUUAUGUUUCAUGCAUUUUUGAUUGAUAGGUACUAUGUGUUUCUGAAAGGUUUACCAGAAGAUAGUAAAACAGUUUCUAAUCAUACACACAUGAUGCGCUGUAAUCAAUGUUGUUUUUUCCAUUCAACAGUUAGUUGGUGCUUAGUUUUCUGAAAUAAAAAUUCUGUAGAUUUCUGCUUCGCUACAAGGCACAUUUUAUCCAGUAAUUUUACCUUUUUGCUAACCAUUUGCACCAGGCCUUAUUUCUUUGUCUUCUUAUCAAUCAGCAAUCACUGUGUGUUGUCCGAAAAUAAAGCAUUUUCGAAUAUGAAGGAUUGGAGGAUGACAGCAGUUAGUAAGAAUAAUAAUGAGAACAUUUGCAGUUCUCCACAGCAAAGCAUUUAUGGAGAAAAACCAGUCAGUGGGGGCCUGGUAUUAAAUGUAUUACAUGUUUAUGUAUUACAUCUAAACUAAUUACAUGUUUAAGAUAAAAUGGUUAAGGGUUCUUUGCUCAAGCACUCAACCAUCCUGGCAAUCUUGACCAUACACUGUCAUCAUGCCACAACUGACUGGAAACUUUACUUUUGCUCUUUUUAUUUAUCUGGCAAUAUUCCAUCUUCAAGCUACAAGACUAAGGACGAAUGAAAGUGUUACAUGUGUAAAACUUGAACAUCAUUUGCUUGUGCAAAAUUAGCCAAAAAACAAUUGUUACCUGUUCUAUGCCCCUAUGUUACAAGAUCCACAUUUAAACAUUUGUUUCUUUUCAUUUAGCAAAAUAUUUGUAAUAAUUAUUUAUUUCCCACUGUGUUAAAUAAACCGAAGAACAGUGCCACCAUG